Molecule: messenger RNA, 16190 nt
Organism: Tupaia belangeri chinensis (Chinese tree shrew)
Lineage: Eukaryota; Metazoa; Chordata; Mammalia; Scandentia; Tupaiidae
Gene: DNHD1
Product: dynein heavy chain domain 1
Biological process (GO): flagellated sperm motility
Cellular component (GO): inner dynein arm; sperm flagellum
Molecular function (GO): dynein light intermediate chain binding; dynein intermediate chain binding; ATP binding
Source: RefSeq, a predicted model, not a curated record
UCUCACUUUCACUCGUUCUCUAUCUGGCAAACCAUGCGCACUCUCUAAGCAAAUUAAAAUAAAUACAUAAAAUUAAAAAUCAUGCAUCUACUCCCAUACCCCCACAUCACAACUAAAUGUUGCACUCUCCCUGCUCAAAGAGUCUGUCUUUUCUGAGUUUCUUUGGGGGAAGUAGAGUGGGGUAGAUGGAUAAAUUGAGAUGGCAGUGGAGUAGUCCCAAAGGCAUACCUUGUUGGAACCUGGCACCAACUUAGACCAGCAAACGGAUAAACAGACACAUGGAUUACACCUGCUCACCCAUCAGGAUUGCAAGUCCCUAAUAAACCAUGUCACCCCGGUUCUGCCUGUCCCAGGUCUGCUGGCCGGCCCCAUAGGCGAACUCGGGUCUGGGUCCCGCCCCUCUGGCCCUACUCCCUCAGUCCUCUCCUCUUUCUGCCUCCAUGCCCCCUAUUCCCACGCGCCGGUCCCCUAGAACUACUGGGGGCGGGAGGCUCGGGCCUCCUGGGCCUGGCAACCGUUCUAACAGCUGGGAGUGGGUGGAGCUGCGGGCGAGAUCUGCCCCCUUCGCCCUCCAGGACCUUCACUCGCCCCUGCUCCUGCCGGGAGGGAACUCCUUUCGGACGCUCCGGUGGCGGUGGCGGUGGCUGUGGCUUCCCCGCCGCCUCCCAGUCACAGCCCGCUCCUUGGCCCCUUCCUCCUGUCAGCUGCCCGCCUGGCUCCCCGGCUUUUUGUGCCCACGACCUCCUCAGCUCGCUGGCAGAAACGGCUUGCCACCAGGCUUUGCUGCCUGAGUGACGGCUGUGCCUCUCUGCAGGCGGUCGUCAGCCUCCACUCCGAGUGUUCCUGCCUGUGGCCAAGGCAGUCCCCAAUGAAACCCCGUCAGCAGACCUGGCUCUCCUCCCUCCCCUUGCCUCCUACACACCUCAGGCCAGGUGAGGCCCAGCAGCCAAGAGCCUGGAACUGGCAUCUGGAACCGGAGCUGUGGGCAAGAUCCCUUCGACAGCAGCUAGACGCCCAGCUGCGCCUCGAUUCAGAGGAGAGGAGGGUAGGUUCAUCUCCUGUGGAGGCCCUUGAAUCUUGGUACUCUGUAUGUGUCCUGGACAGCAAAGGACAGCCUGGGACCUGUCAGAGCAAACAGGGCCAGUUCCUGAAGGCAGUGGCUGAGUCAGAGCAGCCCUCUGCACUGGAGCUCCUGUUAGCUGAGCUGGAAACUCUGUUCGCAGCUGUGCUGCAAGACAGCAGCCCUGCAGCUUGGCGCUACCUGCAUGCAGUACUGGGUCUGCUGCCUCCCUAUCGUGAGUUGCUGGUGGGUCACCUGGAUCUGCUGCCCUUCCUGGAGCAGCUGUCCUGCUGGGCACCCUGGGUGCAAUCCCAACUCCACCUGGACCUGCUAGAUGCCAUGGACAAGGCUUUCCCCCCAGACAUCUCUCUGUUAGACACUGCCUCCCAUGCUGACUGCCAUCCCCAGAAGCAGAAGUUCGGUCGUGUGCCCCCAUGCCCAGCCUGUCCUUUUGUGCAGACAUGGUUGGCUGGGCAGCAAGUAAAGGAGCUGGCCACAUGGUUGCGGCCACUGACAUUGCCUGAGUUCCAGCGCUGCCUGGGCAUUGUCGGUGCUGAAGUGGCUCUAGAAGAGACCCAGUGGCUGGAUGGCCUUAGUCUCCUGCCCUUGGCACUGGCGACAGACAUCCCUGUGCAGUAUGAAAGCAGUGACGCCGACAACGCAGACAAGGGGCCUGAUGAGAGAAGAAAGACUAGGGCCAUACCUGACUAUGCAGUUCAUGGAGAGAAGGCCUUCCAGAGUAAAAGCUCUGGCUUAUUGCCUGAAACUUCUUUUCUGAGUAACCGGCUGACAGCUGUUCUAAAGACAGACAGAUACCUGAAGAAGAUCCACUUCCUCUAUCUCAAUGUGGCUCCCAGCCGCCACUUUAGGCCCUACAGCCUGGUGGUGGUGCCACCUGACAAGGUGAAUCCCGAGCACUACAUCUUCUCUCCCUUUGGGAUCCUGCACGUACACCCUGUGGAGGGCAGUGAGACGAUGACACUGGGAACCUGGCACCGCCACUCUGUCCUCUGGCAACAGCUCCAGUCCAUUCCAUUCUUUAAGUAUUGUCUGUUGCGCAAGGCCUUGACCUGGUGGAAGAGGAGUGUGGGGUUUCAGGGGCUGCAGAGGCUCCAGAUUUUCCUAGAGAAUCAUCUGCUUUUGGCUGUGCCCCACUUUGGAGCUGGGCUGCUCCACAUUAACAGGCUUCUACAGGAGCUACGCUCUGUGCCCUGGCUGCCCCAGGAGCCAGAUCGGUGCUAUGAGCUGCUGGAUCUGAGGAGGGCCCUAGCCACAGAGAACUACAAGGCUCUACAGCGACUGCGUCACUGCCUGAAGCUCUGUACAUCCAUUCUUCAGCUGAUUCAUGAGGACACAUACCACAUGCAGCAGGGCCUGCAGGAGCGAGUGCAAAACUGCAACAGGAUCAGGACAGGCCAAGGCUCCAUAUACCUCCAGAGAGUACUGCGCCAGCAGCUUGAGCAGAAGCUGAAGCUAGCAGAGGCCUGGCUGAUGCAGCUGGGAAAGCUUGCCCGCCUGGUCCACUACAUGAUUUGUCAGAACCUCGUUUCUAUCCUGGAAGAAGAGAUAACCUCUUUUGUGGCCAACAUCCUACAAGCCCCAAGGCAGAAACCCUUUCUCUUAUCGCAGUUGGUCUUCGACAGUUGUGGCCAGUUGUCUCCUGUGCCCUGUAUUGAAAAUAUGAUCCAGGUUAUAACUGGGGCCCUCCAAACCAUCCAGACCUCUGCCUUGCAGGUAGUGAAGUCUACAGAACUGAAGACCUCCUGGGAUUCCCUAUAUUCUGAAGAGGAAGAAGAGGAGGGCUCGGACACAGAACCCCUGAAGCCCAAGUUCCUGGGGCAGCCCAGUGAUGCCGUGCGCAUCUUCUGCGGCCCGAAUGUAGGAUUGGUGUGGCCCUGGAAGACUCACUUAGUUACGGAUACCCUGGAAGUCCGUGGGUACCGUUUGCGGGGUCAGUACCUGCCCCCCAAUUUCAAGCACCUGCAGGAGGACCUGGACAACAGCCCUCAGAUCCAGCAGGCACUGACCACGCAACAGGCACUGCUGGAGGACAUGCUGCAGGAGGUGCAGGAAUUCUGCAAGGAGCAUGGCUGGGUAACAGGCAUUUAUGAAUUCCUGCAGUCCUGGGGCCCUCAGAAGUCAGAGAACAUGAGAGGUUGCCCCAUCAAGGACUACGUGAAUCUGGUGAGCUGCCUGAAUGUUUGGCAGGCCCGCGUCUCCAAAAUGCCUGUCGAGCUGCUCACAAAAGGCAAGGUGCUGCUGCUGAGCUGCCGUGAUGUACAGACAGAGAUGGAAUCCAGACUGGACAGCAUAAGGAAGGACAUCCUUGCACAGGUGCAGGACGAGUGCUGUAGCCGCAGUCAGCAGCUAAUGACACAGUUCACAGACUUUAUGCAGGUCUUCCAGACCAUCAACUCGGACAUCCAUGCCAUUGCACAGUGCUCCCAGAAGUUGAAUGAGGCCAACGAACAGUACACCAAGCUGGAGGAGCGAGUGGAAUACGUACGGUCACUCCAUGAACUCAUCCGCAACCACUUUGGGAUCUUCACUGCUGAGAAUGAGGCACUGGACAUUGGUAGGAGGGCAAUGGGGGAGUCACCCAUUCCUCCCGGGGCCUCGUCCCCACAGCCACAUCUACUCUGAUGCCCUCUGCUUGCCCCACAGCUGUUGGAUGUGUGGGAAGCAUUUCAGUUUGAGAAAAGCCAGGCCUCUGAGUUCCUGCUCAGCAAGCGGCAUGCCAUCGUGCCCAAGCUCCAGCAGCUGAUGGUGGCAGCACUGACGGAGCUAGAAAGCCUGCUUGAGAAGACCGUAUCAGGUCCCUUCAUGGAUCCCACACAAGAGCAGAGGAGCACCGAGCGCCAGCUCCUCUCUCUGGAGCUUCAGUUUCAGAACACCGUCGGCCACCUCAAAGAGCUGCACCAUACCUACACUACCUUCACUGGGGAUGAGAGUCCUGUGUCCUUGCCAAUCUGUGGGACCCGGCCUAUCCUGCAGCAGCAGCGCAUCUGGCACCUGUACCGAGUUAUCUCGGAAAACCUCAGCGAGUGGAAGUGCAUGGCUUUUGCUAAGUUCAGUCUGGCCAUGGCCCAGGAGAAGACAGAAGGCUGGCUGACAGAGGCAGCGCGGAUGAGCACCACCCUGGGGCUGCACAGCCCAGUGCUGCAACGCUGCAUGCGCAUGCUGGAGGAGUUUCGCAGCUACCUGCCGCUGCUUACCAAGCUGGGCAGCCUCCAGCUGCAGAAUCCCAAUUGCCAACCCCUCCUGCGAGCCCUAGGGUUGGACAAUCUCCCCAACAUGGAACUCCUGACACUGGGCCAGCUGUUCAGUUGUCCACUGCUGGAGUUUGCAGAUCGAAUCAACCAGGUCUGGCAGUGUGAAAAUGAACGGAUUCAUGCCCAAGAGACACUCCGGCGGCUGCAGCGCUACUGGGAAGGGCGACAGCUGCGCCUACUCAACUUCAUCCUGCACGUACACUACGAGCCCCCAGCCUCUGAGCGCUCCAAGAGGCAGAUGCUCCGCAGCCCCCCGUGGGAGGUAGUGAGCAAGGAUAGCGGCACCUUCAUCCUCUCAGACUACAGCAGUCUGCAGACUUCCAUCCAGGAAAAUCUUCAGGUGUUGUUCAAGGUCUUGGCCAUCCAAAAGUCAGGAGACUUAUACAAUACAGCACUGGAGUGGGUGACCAUCAUGCAUGGCUUGGGUGCCCUGCUGGAGGUGUGGGUGACUUUCCAGCAGAAGUGGAUUUUUCUGAAUAAAGUUCUGCAUGAAAUGAAGAUCCAGUUUCCUAGCUCUGAGCUGAACUCUCGUUUCAAGGCCGUAGAUGAUCAGUAUCGGACCCUGAUGCGGAUCUCUGUAGCUGACCCCAUGGUUCUGUCACUUAUAGUGCCCAGUGCCAAGAGGAGCCCUUACUUUCAAGGCCAGCAGCUGCAACAGCUGUUGCAAGCAGGAUCAGUGGAGCUGGAGGGCAUCAUCAUGGCUCUGGAGAACGUGCUCUAUGGGGUGUGUGCACACUUCCCCCGCCUCUUCUUCCUUAGUGACAAUGAGCUGGUGGCCCUGUUGGCUGCCUCACCAGAGUCCUGUGAGGCCCAGCUGUGGGUACGGCGUUGCUUUCCUCACGUGCAUGCUGUGAGCUUCCAGUCCAGCCCAACCGAUGAGAAACACCUGGAUGACCGGGCAAUGAGCCAGAGCACCCAGACUCAGAUGGCAGCACUGGCCGUGCUGGGGGCCGCUGGGGAGGAGAUGAAGUUGCAAGGGUCCCUUCCUCUACAUCCAGAUCUCCCCAAAUGGCUGGCCUCUCUGGAAAAGUGUCUGCGCUUGACACUGGUGCACAAGCUGCAGGGCUGUGUGGCUGCCCGCCUUGCUCUGGACCCAUCUCUAAGUGAAGGCCUCAAGCAGUUGCCCCAGAAAAGCCAGUUGCUCCUGCACAUGCCUGUCCACCACUGGCUGGAUUUAGUCCAGGCCUUCCCGUGGCAGUGUGUGCUGGUGGCAGAGGAGGUGGUAUGGCGGGCCAAGAUGGAGGAGGCUCUGCUGGAGGGGGACACCCUGGCCAUGGUUCCCAUGCAUAUACACAAGGUUGAAGUGCUUGUGCACUUUGUGCGGGCCCAGAGGAGCUCCCAGGGUGGGGAGCCUCUGCCCUCUGUCCGCCAAGCCAGCCUGCUCAGUGCCCUGCUGGCCAUGGCAGUGACCCACCGGGAUGUGGCCCGGCUGCUGGAGCAGCACCAGGUCACUAAGCUUACAGACUUCCACUGGGCCCGCCAACUCAAAUAUCACCUCGGGUCGUCUCACGUGAUCCCACACAGCCCCAUGCAGAGUCUCAAGGCUAUUGCGUCUGCUGAGCCUUCUCUGUCUCCAGCUGCAUGUUGGAUAGAUGUGCUGGGCCGGUCCUUCUUAUACAAUUAUGAGUAUCUGGGUCCCAGAAUGGGGCCUCUCCCCAGCCUGCUGCCUGAGCGGCCAGUCCUGGUGUUGUUAUUGGCCCUGGAAGAGGUGGCCUGUGGGACCCUAGUGGGCUGUGAUGGAGUGGGCAAGACUGCCGUGAUGAAUAGUCUGGCCCAGGCCCUGGGCCGCCAGCUAGUGAUGAUGUCCUGCUUGCCUCAGAUGGAGGCCCGAUGUCUGAGCAACUAUCUGAACGGUGCCCUGCAAGGUGGUGCCUGGCUGCUGCUGGAGGCAGCUCAUUACCUGACCCCUGGCUUGCUUUCUGCCCUGGGCCAGCGUCUGAUUGAAUUGCACCAUCUCUAUGCCCCACUGUACCAGGAGGCUUCCCAGAACGCCAGCACCGUAGAUCCCACCCAGCCCCAGCUCCUUGGUAGUGGCUUCUUUGAGAACCAUCAUGUGUCCAUGCGCCUUGGCUAUGGCUGCUUCCUGACCUUGCGUGCCCUGAGCCCUGGUGUGCCUGCCAACCUGCACCUGCUACUGCGGCCUGUGGCAUUGGCACUGCCCAACCUGCAGCAAGUGGCAGAGCUAACCCUGCUGAGUGCUGGGAUGCGGGAUGCCUCCCGCAUGGCUACCCGCCUGUCCAAAUUCUUUUCCCUAGAGCGUGAGCUGGUGCCUGGGCCCCUGCCCUGCCGCUUGCCAUUGCUCAGGCAGGUACUGGAAGAUACAAUACAGACACUAAAUGUGACUAUGAAGGAGCUCAACUCCCAGCAGCCCCGUGGUCUGGCUGCCAUCGAAGAAGCUGCCCUCCUGCGAGCCCUGCUGCGCUCACCACUUUUCAGCAUCCUUGAUGGGCUCCGACUGCACAACCUCCAUGAGCUGCUCUGUGGGCUUUUCCCUAGUGCCAGCCAAGUGCUGGCAGAGCCUCUGACCCAAAGGCUCCUGAAGCCGUUAGUAGUGGAGGAACUGCGGCAGAUAGGCCUGCAUCCCAGCCCUGAUAUUUUGGGGUGCUUGGAGCAGCUGAGUCAGGCCCUGAGCCGGGCCUCAGGCAUUCUGCUCCUGGGCCCUGCAGGUAGUGGAAAGACCACUUGUUGGAGCAGCUUAUUUAAGAUCCAUAAUCGGCUGGCAGCCAUGGAGGACACCUCGACUCACAGCUGGCAGCCUGUGGAAAUCACUCACCUGUACCCCAGUGUCCUCAGCCCCCAAGAAUUCCUAGGAUGUCUAGAGGGCCCUUGCUGGCACUAUGGCAUCUUUCCCAGGCUACUUCAUGCAGUUCACCUUUGUAAUGACAUGGGCCCAAAAGGGCAGACCGAAAAAUUGGUGGGAAUCCAGCACUGGAUGAUAUGUGAUGGAGCCCCUGGUGCUGCUUGGCUGGACUCCAUCACCAGCCUCCUGAGUGACCCUCCCCAGCUUAGCCUCCCCAAUGGUCAGCAGAUAGCACGACCCCCAGGUACCUUUCUCUUGAUGGAGCUGGCAGAUGCGACAGGCAUGUCCCCCAUGGUGGUGGGGCGUUGUGCUCUGGUCUGGUGUGGUGGAGAGCAGACUUGGCAGAGUACACUUAGUGCCCUGAUGGCAGCUCUGCCCCAUGAGUACCGCCUGGAUCUCCAGACAGUCACUGAGCUCAACCGCCUGGCUGACGUUCUGGUGCCUGCAACGUUCCGAUUCCUCGUCCGCCAGGGUGCCAGCUCUCUGCUGCAGGUACAUGGGCAGCAGGCUGUUUGCCCAGGAGUGGCUGAAGUCACCAGUCUGGCCCGCAUAUUGCAUGGUCUGCUUGACCCCUGCCUGCGCCUAGAUGAAGAAGAGAAGGCAUACGGCUAUAGCCUAGAGGACCUCAACUGUAGCGAUCAAGUGACCCAAAGUUUCAAGUCUUUGAAAAGCAGCUCUCGAUCCCAGGCUGACCACAACGAUGUGCCGAGUAGGUGCAGGGAGCACUUGUUGGCUGUCAGCAGUUUUCUUUUUGCCUUGAUCUGGGGCUUUGGAGCUCACCUUCCCUCCAGGUUCUGGCCUCUCUUUGAUACCUUCAUAAGGAGUUCUAUUAACUGCCUCUCCAACUACCCCGAGCUACCACCAUCCACCUUCGUGUUUGAUCUGCAUGUAAGCCCUGAAGAUGGGACGCUGGUCCCCUUCACUGGCCAAUUCCUGAAUAGCCACAUCAAAGGAACUCUGGGCACCUUCUACCCUUCUGCACAGACUGAACGGCUUUUGUAUGUGGUGGACCUACUUCUGUCAGGGGGACAGCCAGUGCUCUUGGCUGGAGAGGCAGCAGCGGGGAAGUCAACCUUCGUGGAGGUGCUAGUGGAGCCUAGUCACCCUUACAUAUACAGCCCCAUCCACCCUGCCUUCAGUUCCAACCACCUUCGCCUCCGAGGAGUCCAGGGCCAAGCACAGUCUAGCGUGUGGUCUGGAUACCAACAGGAUUCUAAAGGCUCCCUCCUCUUCCUGCUGGAGGAUCUGCACCUGGCCGCCUCUGACCCGGAGAAGAGCUGCCAGCCAGUGUGGGAGACUCUGCGCCAGGCUAUAGAUGGCACCGUGUAUGCCCAUAACACCUUGGAAUUGCAGACGCUGCAACCUACAGUCAACUUCCUUGCCACAGCCACAGUGCCAGGCUGCUAUGAACGCCCACUGUGCCCACGUCUCUUUCGACUAUUCACAGUGCUGGCCCUGGACACCGUAACCCAGGCCACCCUGCUGAGCAGGCACGUGCCCAGCAUUCAGGCGUGGCUUGAGCGCUUCCCCUCUGUGGAGAGGGAGGGUGUUCUGGCAAGAGCCCUGGUCCGAGCCUCGGUGGAGGCUCUGGAGGCUGUGUGCAAGUGCUUCAUGCCAUCACCCCUCCACCCACACUACCGCUUCUCCUUGCACUCUGUGAGCCACCUCCUGGGCAGCCUGCAGCUGCUGCCCACCAGAAUGGGCUCCCGAGGAUUUCUGGACUGCCCCAAUCACCUGGAGCACUUGCGCAGGGUGUCAGGCUUGCGCGGCACUCGCCUUACUUUUAUGAUAGCCACGCGCAACAUGGUGCGCCUUUGGUUGCACGAGGCCCAGAGGACUUUUUGUGACCGACUAGACAGCUCCAGGGAGCGCUCCUACUGUGCCAAACUGCUCCUAGAAGUGGCUCAGAAUGUCUUCUGCUGCGGGCCAGAGCCCCAGCAUCUGGGCAAGGACCUGGAGGAGGAAGAAGAGGAGGAGCGAGUGCCUGAAGUGGAAUCUGAAGGGGAGCUGGCUCGGUGGGAGGAUUUAAACAACAGUGACAGUGAGACAGAAGAGGAAGAGAAUCCCUGUGGCCUUCAGGUCACCACAGGCUCACAGUCUAGCGAUCCAAGUCUAGAACCAUCCCUGAGAGCAAUAAGCAGGGAGACCACAGAGAACAUAAAUUACAAGAUAAGGCAAGAGGAGAGCACAAAGGCUUCUAGCUACAAGAUCCAGGCAAAGAAAUCCAGGAGUGGGUGGCAGAAGACAACGCAGGUGGACCUGGUCUCACCUCUGUUGCUUCCAGUGCUCUUACUUCGUCCCCAGGAAAAACCCUCAGACCUGGUCUUUAGUCAGGAACUGAUACUGGCUUCCAGCUCUGAGAGCACCAACUUGUACCUGGAACGGCAAUGGGAAAACCUGGAAAAGCAGCUGGCCACCUCAGCCGCUCAGCUGAAACUGAACCCCCACCUGGCCCAGUGUCAUUCUAUGGCUCAGCACGUAGCUCGCCUCGUCCGGGUGCUGUCCAGGCCCCGGCAGCAUGGCCUACUGCUCUCAGGGUUUCCAGGUACUGGGCGCCAGACUGCCAUCACUCUGGCUGCUGGCAUUUCUCCAACUCGCCUCUUCCAUUUGCCAUCUGGGCCAAAGGAGGCCAUUCUCCAGUGUCUACGAGAUGCCAGCUGGCAUGCUGGCAUUUUAAGCCAGACAGUGGCCCUUCUGGUACCCCAGGGCGUGGAUGUCACUACCCUUCAUUGCCUCCUGGGCUUAGCAACCUCAGGCAGUUGCCCUAACCUGUAUACAGAGGCAGAUCUCGACAGAAUUGAAGAAGACCUCCCUAGAGAGACCCCUGGUAUCAAACAGAACAUCAGGAAAGAAAUGGUGUUGCAGAGGUUCUAUCAACAAGUUUGCGGCCACUUGCACAUGUUCUUCCUGAUUGGAGAUGACCAGGCCCGCAAGCAGCUGCCUUCCACCCUUCUCCUGAGACUCCUUCAACUAACCACUGCCAGCAUUGACCACUAUGAACCCUGGGAACAAGCUGACCUGGUCAAGGUGGCCCAGCACCACCUGGAAGGUGCUCAGAGACUACCUUGUGAUGAUGGCUUCUGGAAGUGCCCAGACCUCCAGACCUCAGUUUCCAGCGUGGCCAAAGCCAUGGCGCUCAUCCAUCUUUCGGCUGCUGAUUACCAUGAGCACCUGUGCCCCAUGUUGCCACUCGUCACCCCCAAGACCUUUCUGGACUUUAUGGACACCUUUCUACUGCUGCAGCAGCAGAUGACCCAGCAGAUAAGGAGCAAGGCCUGGCGGAUCCAGAAUGCCCUGGAGAAUCUGAGAAUGCUGAUCGAGCAGCACAACACUCACACCAACCUGGUCUUCACCUUGGAACAGCAGCUGAAGGGCUCCCGCAAGAGCCUCAGCAUAUUUCAGCAGCAGCUGGAGCAGAGCAAGCACCUGUACAAACGGCAGCUGGCAGAGUGUGAGCACCAGGAGAGCCUUGUUGAGAACCUGGCAAAGCAGCGGGAUUCCCUACAGACACAGCAGGAGGCUUUCCUGGAGCAGAUGGGCAAGGCAUUUCUGGGGCCUCUGAGCCAGCUGCAGGUGGCGGAUUUUGAGGAAAUCCGGAGCUAUCGCACACCACCGGAAUCUGUGGUCCGGGUAACCAAUGCACUGUGUGACCUGUUCCACCAUGAAGCAGGUUGGGCCAGUGCAAAGCAGCUGUUAUGCACUGAAGACUUUUAUCAGGAGCUGGUGUUCUUCCCCAAGGAGAAGAUGACAGACUCAGAGCUGAUCAAGUUAAAUCUGGCUCUGAAGGCUCCAGGUUUAAGUGAUGAAGCCCUGAGGGCCGUUAGCAUCCCUGCAGCAAACCUGGCAGCCUGGCUCUGGGCCGUUUUGCGGUAUGGGCUGGCACAGCGCCGGGGACUGCCCACGGGCCUGCUGCUGCGGCAGGUGGAGGCAGCACUGGCUCGCGAGCAGAGCCGCCUGGGCUACUACCAGUUUCGGACCCAGGAGACCCUGGAGCAUACUUUGACACUGUCUAAGAAGCUGGAGAAUGCCCGAGACUCCUACAGCCAUGUGGCAGAGAGCCUUAGUCAGGCGCGGUGUGGCCGAUAUCACAAAUGGCACGUAAAGGCUGCAUUGCUCACACCCAUGCACUCCUGGACUACACAGCUCCAGCAACUGAAGGGACACUUCAUGACUGUGUUUGGAGAUGCCCUCUUGUGUUCAGCUGCCAUCACCUACCUGGGUCCCUUUCCACCAGUGCGGCGCCAGGAGCUACUGGACAAGUGGUUGGCUCUGUGUAGGGGCUUUCAGCAGCCCCUGGGCCCAGAUGAUGUAGUGCAGGCAAUGAAGCAGAAGCAGAAAUCUGUCAUCAUGCCAAAGACGCCCCUGCUGUCCACGCGUUCUCCCUUCAGUAUUCCAUCCUUGCUGAGCUCUGAAUCAGAACAGAACCAGUGGGAUCGAGACCAGAAGCCCCAGGCAAAGUCAGCCCGCCUGGUGGGCCUGCUUCUGCGAAGUCAGAGCCACUACCGCAGCUGCCGCUGGCCUCUGCUGCUUGACCCCAGCAACCAGGCACUCAUCUGGUUGAAACCGCUGCCUCGGGAAGAGAAUAGAAGCUUGGCACCAGCCUCACCUGAGGAUAGUGGGAGAGGCCUCAAGAGAAAUCAAAACAGAAGGAAUAAAGAGAACACAGAGAAGGAAGAUGUUGACAGUGAAGAAGAUGAGUCUAAGGACCAGGAAGAAGAGAGGAAAGCAGAGGAGGAGAAGAACAAAGAGGAGAUGAUGGAGCAAGAACAAGAGCAAAUGGAGAAUGGAGAAGGAGAAGAGGAAGAGGAGGAGAGUGAGACAGAGAGAAAGGGGUCAAAGCCAGCCUCCGAAGCUCAGUCUCCACCUCUUCCCAAUCUCACUGUGCUCUCAGGUGCUGACCCAGAGCUGGGUCCUCAGCUCCAGAGGGCAGCUGCUGGUGGCCUGCCUGUGCUACUGACCAACAUGGAACUGGGCCUAGAAUGCCAAGAACUACAUUGGUUGCUGCAGCGGGAGCAGCUGAGCCCACCCCAAGUGCAGCCUGGCUUCUGUCUUUAUCUGAGCACUACCCUCCCCCUCCAUGCCUUGGAAAAAGUGCUAGGUUGUAAACUUCUAAAAGGGCUGAAUGUGCUGGAUCUGGGCCUGAACAUGAAAAUACUAGAAGAGCAGAUGCUGCAUGAAAUUGUGUACCGAGAGAGACCUGGACUUGAGACCCGCUGGCAGGACCUGAAGAUCGGAACUAUAGAUACCUGUGAAGCCAUGGAGAUUGCGGAGGAACGACUGCUCACGAUGCUGCUGUUCAAGAACCAAAAGCAACUGCAACCAUCCAAGUUUCUGCGGCACCUGGUGAGGGCCCAGGCGGGGCUGUGUCAACUGCGUGCCCAUUUCGAGGAGCUAGAGGAGCAGAGGCUGCAGGAAGUGGCAUUGUGGGAACCCUAUCAGUGUGUGGUUCAGCACGGAAUGGCCAUGAUAAAGGCCCUAAGCCCCCUGCAGAACCUGCUGCCCUUUUUCCGUAUGGGCCCAGAGAACUGGCUGACAGCCACCAAGCAGGCCCUGGACAGCAUGAACCCAAAUGAGAUGCAGCAUGGGGAGGACCUGGCCAGCCAUCUGCUGCAGUUGAGAACACACCUGACCCGCCAGCUACUGGGCAGUGCUGUGGCCAUGGUGGGCCUGACCCACGUACGCUUGGUGGGUGCUUUGGGAGCUUUGGCUCUGCUGCAAGUGACGAAAAAGGCAUCAGAGCUGGAGAUUCUGGCCUUCUGGCCUGGACUGGCAGCCUCUCCCAGCAUAGGUCAUGGCAAACUAGUUCCAGAUGUGGCCCGACCAGCCUGGCUAGGGCCGAGAGCUUGGCACGAGUGUGGGUUGUUAGAGCUGCUGCCCCCAUUUGCUGGGCUGCGUGCAUCCCUGGCAGGCCAUUCCAGUGUUUGGCAGGCUUACCUGUCACUGUCAUCCACAGUGCUGGGUCCUGCACCUGGGCCAGGACCUGGGCCACUCAGUCUCCUUCAGAAGCUGAUCCUCUGGCGUGUGCUCCGACCUGAGUGCCUAGCAGGAGCCCUAGCAGACUUCACCACCAGCCUCCUGGGCCGGCCCCUAGAGGAAAACCUGGGCGCCCACACCAUCCCCUUUGAACAUAGUCAGGCUAUUCGGCCCAUGCUGAUCUUAUUGCCACCAGCUGGUCACCCCACGGCCAUCCUGCAUCCGCUGACUGUCAUCCAGAAACUGGCUGCCACACAUGAGCAGGGGCAGAAGCAUCUGCAGGUGAUAGCCCUGGGUUCUGAAGCCUGGGACCCGGUCUCAGCUGUGGUCAGCAGGCUACACCAGGCUAUGCACAAGGGGCACUGGCUUGUGCUGGAUAACUGUCAUCUGAUGCCCCAUUGGCCUAAAGAGCUGCUACAGCCCUUGCUGGGGCUGUCAGAUGGAGCUCAGGACCUGGAAUUGGAGCUGCUUUCAGUCCAACCUGAAAGGAAUAGGAUCACUGUCCACAGAGAUUUCCGACUUUGGCUUAUCGUGUCUGCAGAGGCCAGUGCUUCCUUGCCAGCUGUGCUGACUCAGCGAGCCAUGCCGGUUUUCUGGGACCAGUCUCUGGACCUGGGCCAUGUCUUGAUCGACAGUGUGGAGCUAGCGCAGCAAGGACUCCACAUGCAACCCUCGACCCAGACUUUGCCUCUGGUCCUGUUACACAGCCUCCUGCUACACCGGCAGCUCUAUGGAAUCCGGCUGCAGGCACACAGGGGGCGCUGGAGUCAAGCAACCCUGACCCAGGUGCUUCAGACCCAAGGUCAGCUGUGGGCCAGCCUCAGCAAUCCCAGUGUUGCCAUGCAGGAGCUGACUGCCUCAGUUUUCUAUGGGGCUCCAGUGGGGGACGUCAACGACAGGGAGGCUCUGAUUAGCCUCGUGAAAGCCUGCCUGAGCCCCAGGAGUGGGAGCGGGGUCCAACCACACACACCCCGGCAUCUGCUGGCCACGCUGAUGCCCAGCCCAGAGCUCGGGGAGCCGGAUGCGAUCGCCGAGUGCAAGGCCCAGAUGCGCCUACUGCCCACGCCAUCAGAGCCUCGGAUGUGCGGACUGAGCGAGGGCCCCCAGACCUGGCUGUUGAGACUCCAGAGCCGCGCUCUCCUGAGUGCGCUGCAGCGCAGCUUGCCCAGGUGGGUUCCGGCUGCUCGCGAAGCGGAGCGACGCACAGAAAAGCGGCUGCGGCAACGCCUAGCGCAAGCCUUGCGAAGGCUGGAGUCGCUGCAGGCUCUACUGACCGACGCUACUCGCCAGGAGGAGUAUACAACCCCUGCCCAACCCGCGGCGCUGGGGCCGCAUACCCGGCGACCUCUGGAGGCCUUCCUGGAGAGCGAGGCGCUGGAACUGAGACAGCUGGUAGGCUUGCUACAGCGCGACCUGCGCUGCCUGUGGCAGCAGCUGAAGGGCGGCCCCCCGUGCGCCUCCCGGCGCUGUGUCGCGGUGGCCCACGCUCUCUGGACUGGCCUCCUACCCCCACCUUGGCGACUCCAUGCGCCCGCCAGUCUGCAGCCGCCCUGGCACUGGCUGGGGCAGCUGUCGCGCCGGGGCCAGUUGCUGGUUCGCUACUUGGCGGUGGGCGUGGACGCCCGCACAAACGCACCCGAACGCGUCUUUCACCUGUCAGCCUUUUGCCACCCGCGCCGCCUGCUGCUGGCACUGCGUUGGGAGGCUGCCCUGCACCAGUACGUGCCCAGCCCGAAUGUCUCAGGUAGCCGAGGCCUCGGCUCCAGCCAACUCCCGCAUAAACGUCAGGAGCUGAACGGCAGCCCUCUGCACCUUCGGGUGGAGAAUGACCCAAAUCCCACGAUCCCAGAGAUGGGGCUGCUGCUGAUCGGGCUACAGGUCCUGCACGCAGAAUGGGACCCGAUCGCUGGGGCCCUGCAGGACAAUCCUUCCAGCCAGCCCAGCCCACUGCCUCCAGUCAGCGUCAGUGCCCGGGCCCCAGUUGCCAGUGACUUGCCACAUUCUGCGGGACUGGCUGUGUACUCCUGCCCUGUGUACAUGGCAGGACCUCUUGGCACCACGAAGCUGCACAGCAGGAACAUCUUAAUGCACCUGCCCCUGCCCACGAAGCUCAGCCCAGCCACCUGUGUCCAACGCAGAGUCCAUGUGUGCAGUCCACCCCUGAUCUGAGCCCUCUACUAAAAUAAAGUUGUAGCAAUUUCUGAGAUCUGGAAGGAGUAGGGUGAGCACACUGAAAGUGUAGACUUACACAUAUGGAGGGGAAAGCACAUGUGCACAGUGGAAAGAGGAAGUGCAUUCACAGGGAAGGUAGAAGAGGGCGUGGCGUGUGCCUAGUAGCUGGAGAAGGGAGAGCACAGGUACCCCUGGGGGAGCGAGACCAAGUAUUCAUCAAGGGGCUAAGCAGAUCCAGCAAUGGCUAGCAUCCAGAAUCCUGAAUCCUUGCCCUGCUCUCUACUGUGGUCUCAGCAGCUGCAAUAAAGCCACGAGGGAUAUUUUGGGGACCUUGAGAAGUCAAAAUGCUUUCUUAAAGCAUUUAAUGGUAUUAUGGAGAAUGUUCCAAUCCUAACUUAUCCCUACUUAAUGAUGAGUUCCGAGACCAGACACAUGACAAACAAAAGCAAAGUAAGACACAAGGCCCUGUGUUCACUCAACAAUUCGUAAUUGAUGCUCCUCAGAAGCAGGUGUUCUUCCAGGCACUGAUGAGGCUAUUCUAGUGCAUGGCAACAGGCAGUAAAAUGCCAUCAUAAACAAUCUGGAUGGUUUGAAGUGCUAUAAUGAAAACAAAACAGGCCUGUGUGUUAUAGAGUGACCAGGUGGAGCAAGUAAUAAAGUUUGGGUGGUCAGGGAAGGCUUUCUGAAUAUCCGAGAGCUAUUUGAAGGAGUAUUCAGGUAAAGCCUUCGGCAGGUGCAAGUCUUGAGGCAGGAACAGUCUUGAUAUGCUCAAGGAACAGAAUAUGUAGCAUGGUGAGAGAGAGGUAGGAGGGUUCAAAAUGACAGAGAAGUAUAGAAAGGGGUAGAUCACAUGGUUAUAGUAAUGGGCUUAUAUUUUCGAAAAUGAUAAGAAUCUAUUGAAGAGCAGUAGGUA